Messenger RNA from Blepharisma stoltei, 1246 nucleotides. Lineage: Eukaryota; Ciliophora; Heterotrichea; Heterotrichida; Blepharismidae. The record is from the annotation of a GenBank genome assembly.
AUGAUCAAAAAACUAGUUACAUGGUUUACCAAGCCAAAAGACAGUAACCGCGCCAUGAUCUGGAGAGAGCUCUAUGCUGAUGUUUUCCAAAACUGCCUGAAGUUUUGUGCUUACUCUGUCUCAGGCUCCCAAGCAAUGAAGGCUGAAAACAUGCGAGCUUUUUUUGACUUUUUAAACCAUCUAGUUAUGCUGGGUGCUAACAAAUCCUCAGAAAGGCUGCCAGAUAUCAAUUAUAACUAUGGCUACGGACGAAUAAAAAACCUUGCUGUGAUAGUUCCUGGGCUCUGCUUUUUCUUGUCUGGAGUUUAUAACUUUUCCACUCCAAUGGCACAGGUUUUCUACUUUAAAGAAGCAGCAGAGCUACUUACCAUCACCCCAGCUUCUUUUUCUGUGAUACUUAUUUAGCUUAUUUUUUUGUCAAGUUUUGUGGAAUUUUGGCUAUUUUAUAAGAAUUUAGGAAAUAUCAAGGAAUUUCCAGCGUCACUGAGCUUUAAGGAAUCACUUAAAGGUAGACUAAAGCUUUCUUAUGAUAUAAUUACCCAAAAAAUUGAUAUUGAUCCUAUCCAAAAUGCUAUCGCAAUAGAAAAUGUUUUAGCUGUUAUGGGGGUUUGCACUCCAAUAGCGACUUCUGCACUAUACUAUGUUACAAAUCUGUGGUGGCUUGACCCAUUGGGUCAAGCUAUAAACGGAGUAAUUCAGAUGUAUUUAGGGUAUUUAAUUAUAGAAGAUAAUUCAAAAAUUUUGAUUGAUAAAAGUGUGAAUGAAGAAUACAUGAAAAAAGUUAGGGAAUUUAUUAGUAGUCGAAAUGGGGUGCUGAAAGUAUGGAAAUUAAAGUCAAAAUAUGCCUUUUCGAAUUUACUAGGACUUAUCAAUUUAUUUUUCUGGAGUAAUUUGCAAUAAAAACUAUCAGAGAUAUUUAUUUUUUAAAAAUAAAUAAAAUAAUAUGAUAUAUUUAAACUCGACUGAAUACUCUAUAGCUAUUGAUAUAGCCUAUGAUCCUAAAAAAAUCAGCUCAAGUGUUGUUGAAGAGCUGAAAAGCGACAUUGAGCAAGCCUCAAAGGGAAGGUCAGAAGAAGAAAUAAAGCAGCUGAUAACGAAAGCUACAGAAUUUGUCCUUGUGAAAACUGACGAGUUCAAUAGAGGUCUUAAAAUCGAAGUCAAGCAGCAGUUUCCUGAUGUUGCUGAUAUAGAUAUUGAGCAGUUAAAAAUAAGGCCAAUUAGUAAAGAUGAAUAUCGAUCUUCAUAA